AUGACGGAAGCGACGUUGCUGUUGUUGGUCGUGGCGUUGCUGUUAACACAGUGUUCCGGCCGUGCAGUGGACGGGAGCAGUGGACGGGGCAACGAGUACGGCUUUCUGGCGAAACUGUACGGGGACGUCGGGCGGGGGAAAAACUCGUCCUGCCAGCAGCUACCGACGCUGGUGCUGAUUGAACUGCUGGGUGCCGCCUUCAACCCGCGCUACAUGAGCAUCGAGGAACCGCCGAUCGCGGACGACGGUGACGAUGGGACGAUGGCCGGCGGUACCGGCGAGCACCACCGGACAGGUACGGGCAGCGCCAAGCGAAACUCGGAACCGUUUCUGCCGUUCUACGUCGACGACAAGUACCGGCCGGAGCCGAGCAACAAACCGGCCUGGGAGGUGAACCACGUUUUGGAAGCGAUACCGUACAGUGCGCCCGGAGCGUCCCGCACCCGGCGCGAUCUGUUCAACGCAGUUCUACACGAUAUGGUCGAGGAGGCAAAGGUGGAACCGGAGACGACACCGGCACGCGGCAAGCGCUCGUUCGACGGUAAGAGCCGAGCGCGGAAGGUUACCGGCGGUAGCCCGCGUCCGUGGGAGUGCGAGUCGAAAAUCCGGUGGACGGACCUGGGCCCGGACUACUUCCCGCGGUUUCUGCGGUCGGUCGAGUGCACGCGCCAGAACUGCUGGUACGGCCACUACACCUGCCAACCGCGCUCGUUCCUGGUGAAGAUCCUGCACCGCCGGACCGGCCAGUGCGUCCAGAGCGAUCGGCUGCGGAACCAGAUCGACGUCGACGAUCUGCCGGGCGGGCUGUGCGAGCUGUGGGUCUGGGAGGAUCGGCCCGUCAACUUCUGCUGCGACUGUGCACCGGCCUUCUGA
Molecule: messenger RNA, 873 nt
Organism: Anopheles cruzii
Lineage: Eukaryota; Metazoa; Arthropoda; Insecta; Diptera; Culicidae
Product: protein trunk
Exons: 1
Coding region: 1-873 (290 amino acids)
Molecular function (GO): signaling receptor binding
Source: RefSeq, a predicted model, not a curated record